Messenger RNA from Funneliformis caledonium, 930 nucleotides. NCBI's taxonomy places the organism in Eukaryota, Fungi, Glomeromycota, Glomeromycetes, Glomerales, Glomeraceae. The record is from the annotation of a GenBank genome assembly.
AUGUCGAAUUCAACCAUUUGCGAGUUCACUUAUAGUAUAGUCAACUGCGAAGGGUCAAAAGAAUAUAAUAUAUUGUACAUAAUUUCAAUAGCAUUGUGGUCUAUCAUUUGUAUAUUUUCUUUUGCUUUACUUUAUUGGAGACUAAAAUACAGGGAAGAUUCAAGAUUAUUCACUGGUAAAUUAUUCACUCCUUUGGAAGGGUUUCUAUUAUGGUGUGGAAUAAAUAAUUUGAGAAUUUAUAGUUUUAUAGCGGGAAUGUUUCAAACCAUGACGCGAAUGAAAUUUGAACAAUUUACAACAACAACUUCCACGCAUCGAACCUUUGAAAAUGUCAUAAAUGAAAGUAAUCAUGAUGAAAGUCGAUCAAAAACCAUGUGGAUUCCACAAGGUUAUCAGGUGACCAUCGCCUUUUGGGCUUUGACAUUUUUACUCUUUUCUUUAACUACGACCUCUUCUAUCAUGAUGGGAUUGAAUCGAAAUCUUUUACAUGAAGAAAAUGGUCCCGUUAUGAGAAGGAACAAAGCAUUUUUAUAUGCGAAUGGUUGUCUUUAUGGCACUUUUUGGUUUCAUUGUACUUUUAUUAUUUUCAUCUUGACGUUUUAUGGAAGGAAUUUAUUAAGAAUGACAGAAGAAAGUUUUAUGUUAACAGGAAUUCAAGACGCCGGUAGUAGUAAUAUUCCUGAUAGAAUAAAAAGAAGGUUGGAAAAAGCAAACAUCACCUUCAAAGCAUAUAUUAAUAAGUUAUUAAGUGCUCUUUGGAUUGGUUUGUUGUAUACCGCCAUGUCAAAUUUUGCACCUUCGAUAUGUCUUUUCGCGAUUUUAAUUGCAAUUGUACGAGCAGAAAUGAAUCCGGACCAAGAAGCAGCCACCGCAGUAGCAGUUAUUGAAUUGAAUGAGAUAAAUUCAUUUUUUUCAGACGUUGAAUCUUGA